UAAUGGACGACACACUUGAGGAGGAGAAUAAUAAUGCUUAUUUGUAUAUGGGACUAUGGCAAAAGAUUACAGUGACAAUAAGAAUCAUUGUAGAAUAUAUUUAUUCAGAUAUAAGAAAGAAACCAAGGUCAUUCAAGAUUGGGUUAUUUACAAUAUAUUUGGUUGUUAUGUUUUUAGCAUUGAUAUAGAGUGCCUUUUCUUUGAGUCCUUUAAUAUUUAUUUAAUUAGCAGAAACAACUGCUGGUGAUACUGAUUUAGUUUUCACUCCAAUACCAUCAGAGAAUAGAACAAAAUCAAAUACAGAUAUUGGACCAUAAAAUUCUAAUUUUUAAGCAUCAUAAAAUUUAUUAAAUGGAUUUAGUUUAGUAAAUUAAACAGAAAUAGUUAGAAUAACAAAAAAUAUAGAUGAAAUUUUUGAUACUACUCCAAGAUGGUUAAUGAUAGGAAAUUUGGAAAAUCCAAAAGAAAAUAUAUCUAAAAUAAGUGAUACAAUAAGAUCAUUCUUUUUAUUGAUUGAUAGUUAGAAAGAAAUAAGUAUAGGAUUAGGUAGGAGAUUAGAAACUGAUAUAAUUAAUAAUAAUGAAGUUCUUGUUACUUCUAGUGGAUUAAGAGGAUUAAAUGCUACAAUAGGAGAUAUUUUAAAUUUAAAUAUAGAUAUUAUUUAAUUUUUAUCUACAUAUGUGAUUACUGAAAAUAAUAAUAAUGAUCCAGAAAGUUUUAUAAUGGCAGCUUUUGAUACUUAUUUAAAUGGACCAUUAGAAUUAAUAUAUGGAUAAAAUUUUACUAAGUAAGAAUACACAGGUUUAGAAUUAAAAGUAUGGUCUACUUGGUUAAUUGUUUUUACAGAUUUUUUAGAUAAUAAUCCUGAUUAAAAAGAAUAAAUUAGAGAAAAUUUUAAAAAUUAAAUAAAUUAAGCAGGUGUUUCCAAUGAUUAAAAUGAAGUUUCUAAUACAAUUUUUGAUAUCCUUUUUGCUUAAGAAUUAGGAUAUUUUUCUAGAAUUUUAGGUGGUUUUAUUUAAUAAUUAGGAGAUAAUGAUAUUGUUUCUAUUUAUUUAGUUGAAUAAAUAAUGGCAGAAAUUAUUGCUGAUUCUUUAGAUUUUGAUAUUCAAUUAAAAGUGAAAGAAAGUAUAAAAUCUCCAAAAGGGAAAUGGGCAGAUGGUUUAGGUAAUAUAGUAGUGAUGGACUAUAGAAAUGCUACUAUAAUUUUAAGAGAAGCAUUUCUAAUAGCAUUAAAUAAUACAAUUGAAGAUUAUAAAAUUAAUAGUCCAACAAAUAGUGUUUAGGAAAUAGUUGCUUUUAAUAUUCCUGUAGAAGAUCUAUUCAAUUUUAUAAGAAAUUAUACAGAUAGUAUAAAAUUGGAGGAAUAUACAUUAACUAGUAAUUUAUUAGUUAAGGAUAGAGUAACAAAAUACACGAGUAAAGAUAACAUAGAUAAUUUUGUAUUGGAUGUUUCAAAUUAAUUUUUUGAUUAAGUUGGAUAUGAUUUUCCAGUUAAGAUUACUGUUCCAUUGGCAACUGCAAUUAAAUAGUAUUUGCUUUUAGGAAAUUUUGUUGAUAAUUUAGUAGUAUCAGCUACAUUUUUAUUGUUGAUGUUAUCAGUAUUAUUAAUAUAUUCAUUAAUGAUUGGAGAUGUGGAAGAAAAGACUUAUGAAUUUGGAAUGUUAAGAGCAUUAGGAUUUUAGAAAUGGUGGUUAAUAAUACUAUUAUUAUUACAAGCAUUUACAUUUGCAAUACCAGGUUUAAUUUUAGGAUUAAUAACAUGUUAUAUAUUAAAUUCUUUAAUAUCAAUGUUCAUAUUUGACUCAGCUGUUUUAAUGUCAUCAUAUGAUAUAGCAAAGUCAGCAAUAGGUUUAUCAAUUGGUUUAGGAUUAUUUAUUCCUUUGGCAAGCAAUAUCUUACCAAUUGUUAGAGCAUUAUCAAAAACACUAAGAGAUUCUUUAGAUUUAUAUCAUAGAACAAUUAAUGAUAUUUUGGUCAAUGUAAUAAAAUUAGAGAAGAUGGGAAUUUCUAUUGAUUAGUUUUUCACAGCUGCCCUUUUAGUAAUAAUGGGUUUUGUGAGUUAUUAUUUAAUACCAAUGGCAUUUAUAUUUAGUAAUAUCUAAUUAGCUCUUGCAGUCAUAAAUAUUAUAUUAAUUGUGAUGAUAAUAGGUUUUACAUUAUUAGCAAAUAUAUUGGAAGAACCAUUUGAGAAAGCUAUUUUAAAAUUAAUAUUAUGUAUUUUUAAGAAGGAUAGGAAUUUAGAGAAAAUAAUCUUCAAAAAUUUAGAAGCACAUUAUAGUAGAAAUUGGAAAACUACAUUAAUGUAUACAAUAGCAUUAGCAUUUUUAAUAUUUGCAGGAGCAGGAUUUGCAUUAUAAACAAGUGUUAUAACAGAUGUAUUAUAAUCUUUUUUAGGAGCUGAUAUAAGUAUUUAAGCCUUAUAAUCUGAUAAGAGAGGAUUAGAUGAAUAUAAUUUAAGAAUGUUUUUAAAUAAAACAAUGAAUGAAGAUCCUACUUUUCUAUAUGAUUAUUCAUUUACUACUUUAAUGUUAUCUUAGAUUCCUGAGAUGCCGAAUAGUCAUUUUAUAUCAACUUUAGCAAAGUUUCCUUUUAAGAAGAUAUUUUUAGGAGGAGUUGAAGAGAAUUAUCUUAGAUCAUGUUUAGAAGCAUUUUAUAUACCAAAUAGUUAUGAUUAAAACAUAAAGUAUGGAACUUUGAUUGACGGAGCAAUUGACGGAGUAUCUGGAAUAUAUGAUAGAUCAGAUGUUUAGGAUAGAGAAGCAUUUUAUGAUCCAUAUUCUUUAGUAGGAUCACAAUUGAUUAGAAAACAAUGGUAUAAAGAUUUAAGUUAUGAAAAACCAAAUUUAUAGUAUUUAUUUUAUUGAUUAUUAUAGUUCUACUAUUGAUAGAGAAAUAAACAUUGUUGUUCCUUAAGGAUAUAUUUAUGAAGCUGGUAUAAAUGUGGAUACUCCUUCCAUUUUAUAUGUAGAUAGAAGAUUAUAUAGAACUAAUGUAAGACAUAUGGCAACUAAAGUUCCAGGUUAUUUCUUUUCAAGUUAUAGAUCAUUAGUUGGAAAUGGAUUAAUUAGUAUGGAGGAUGCUUUAUAUAUUGUUAAUGAUUUUUUCUAGUAACUAUUUUAUAUCAUAUUCUUAGAGGUGAUAUUCGAUAAGGCAAUCUAUCAAAUUAGAGAGCUAAUUUAUAUUUUUAAUCUUUACCUAAAAAUCUAACUUAUGGUUUACCUAAAGACAAUUUAUAAAUUAGAUUUGCCAGAUAAACUACUGAAUAAGAAAGAGUAGAUUUCUGUAAUGCACUUAGAAAUUAUUUCUUAAAUGAAUAAACACUCUUAUUUGAUGUAAUUACUUUGAAGAAAGAAGCAGAAGAUACUUUCUAUUUUAUUACUAUAUUUUAUGUUUUAGUAGCCAUAGUAGCUAUGACAUUGUCAUUCUUUUUAAUAUUAGUUUCUUUUGUUAGUAAUGUUAAAGAUAAUUCAUGGGAAUUUGGUGUAUUAAGAGCUGUUGGUUUAAAUAAAGUAUUUUUAUUAUAAUAAUUAUAAUAGUAAUAAAUCACUAGAGUCUAUAUAUAUGAAGCAAUUUCAUUAAUUACAGCAUCAGGAUUGAUUGGUACUAUAGUUGGUUUAGUUGUUGCUAUUACUUUAACUCUUUAAAUUCUAAUGUUUACUGAGUUUUCCUUUAAAUUCAUAUUCCCAACUGAGAUAUUCUUGAUUACUUUUCUUGGUGGAUUUAUCACUGCUACUGGUGCAAGUUAUUUAGCAGUCUUAGAAAUUAGAGACAAAAGCAUUUCAACUAUACUUAAAGGGUUGUAAUGA
Molecule: messenger RNA, 3806 nt
Organism: Paramecium sonneborni
Lineage: Eukaryota; Ciliophora; Oligohymenophorea; Peniculida; Parameciidae
Source: the annotation of a GenBank genome assembly